This is a messenger RNA of Paraphaeosphaeria sporulosa, 1824 nucleotides long. RefSeq lists its product as uncharacterized. NCBI's taxonomy places the organism in Eukaryota, Fungi, Ascomycota, Dothideomycetes, Pleosporales, Didymosphaeriaceae. The transcript is spliced from 3 exons. The coding region runs from base 1 to 1824 and encodes 607 amino acids. The record is from RefSeq and is a predicted model, not a curated record.
AUGGCUACAAAAUUUUAUAUCGGCAAGCGGCUCUCUUACGACGAUCAGCUAUGCACCGUUCGAUACAUAGGAGAAGUCAAAGGCACGAAAGGCGAGUGGCUGGGGGUGGAGUGGGACGAUCCCAUACGCGGGAAGCAUUCUGGCGAGCAUGGAGGCAUUAGGUAUUUUGAAUGCCUCAACAAAAGUUCAACAUCAGGCUCCUUCAUACGCCCAGCCCGCAAACCAGACCCAUCGCGCUCCUUUUCUGAAGCCCUCAAAGCAAAGUAUGCCUCAGACCCAGUCCAGGACCCAUCCAUCCACAUUGUCUUCGCCACCAAGCCCGGCGACAAUGCCCUUAAGAAAGACCCCCUGGCGAGGAUCAACCAGCCCAUCCGAAUCAGUGGAAAAGAGGUGGAAGAAGUCGGCUUUGACAAGAUCAGGAAGCAGCUUGCUCAACUUGGCGAGCUCAAGAUUGUCAUACUCGAUGGCCUGCGGAUGGAAAGGAGUUCUGCGAGGUUGAGAAACGGCAUGGAUGAGUGGGAGAAAGGGCUCACGGACGUAGAAGAGGCGUGUCCGAAAGCUGUCGAACUCGACCUGAGUAGGAACCUAUUCGAAGAAUGGAGGGAGGUCGCGUCAAUAUGCGAGCAGCUAGCAAAGCUGAAAAGCCUACGAGUCGACGGCACUCGCUUCCUUACCACCUCCAUAACCCCUGCCGAGCGCCCCCGCUGCCUCUCCGCCUUCGCCCACAUCACCGAUCUCAAGCUCGAAGACACGCUCCUCCCCUGGUCCGCCCUCGCCUCCCUAACCCACCUCUUCCCCUCCCUAACCGCUUUCUCCGCCUCCUCGAACCUGCUCGCCACACUCACCCCACACGCCCUCACACCAACCCUAACCUCGCUCACGCUAGAGGACAACGCGCUCCCCACACUCGCCUGUCUCGCGCCUUUAACCUCCCUCCCCAACCUCCGCCGCCUCAUCCUCAAGUCCAAUAAGAUCUCCUCGAUUACGGCUUCCCCCUCGGAUGCUGCCCCGGUCUUUUCAAAGAGUGUGGCGGAAGUGGACUUGACAUACAACGACAUAUCAACUUGGUCUUUUCUCAAUUCACUCCCCACCUCCUUUCCGGGCCUCAUAUCACUCCGCAUCAGCCACAACCCGCUCUACUUGCACCUCCGUACGCCCGACGGCCGCAAAAUGACGCCCGAAGACGGGUACAUGCUGACCAUUGCGCGGCUGUCCUGCCUUACCAUCCUCAACUACUCCCCGAUUACGGACAAAGAACGGCUCAACGCAGAGUCAUACUACCUCUCGCUCAUAGGCAAAGAGCUUGCCUACGCGCCGGAAGCCGACGAAGCGGCGAUUCUGGAGGACCACCCAAGGUGGAAAGAGCUGUGCGAGGAGUAUGGGGAGCCGAGGGUGGAGCGGGAGAGGGGCGGUGUGAAUCCCAACUCGCUGGCCGCGCGGCUUGUCAAGCUUCACGUGUAUCUCAAAGAGCAGGAAGGAGGGAAUAAGAAGACGACGGUGCUGGAAAUACCCGCACGCUGCACGGCGUACACGCUUCUCGGUCUCGUAGGCCGCGCUUUCGAUCUCCCGCCAACAAAGCUGCGGCUGGUCUGGGAGACGGGGGACUGGGUGCCUGCCGCGCAGGCAAGUGUGGAUGUGGCUGAGGCAGAGAGUGAAGACGAGGACGAGGAUGAAGAGGAUGAAGAGGAUGAAGAGGAUGAAGAGGAUGAAGAGGAUGGGGAGGGGCAGAGGGUGGAGAGGGAGGUUGAGAUAGUGGCUGGGACGAGGGGCGUGGGGACGUGGGUUGAGGGGAUGGAGGGGACUAUCCGCGUGGAGCUGCGGUGA